Molecule: messenger RNA, 2592 nt
Organism: Zygosaccharomyces rouxii
Lineage: Eukaryota; Fungi; Ascomycota; Saccharomycetes; Saccharomycetales; Saccharomycetaceae
Gene: AAP1
Product: arginine/alanine aminopeptidase
Exons: 1
Coding region: 1-2592 (863 amino acids)
Biological process (GO): peptide catabolic process; proteolysis
Cellular component (GO): cytoplasm
Molecular function (GO): zinc ion binding; peptide binding; metalloaminopeptidase activity
Source: RefSeq, a predicted model, not a curated record
AUGAGUAGUGCUGAUGUUUCUGCAAGCAGAGAGGUAUUACCUACCAACGUUACGCCAUUGCAUUACGACGUAAGAUUGGAACCUGAUUUCCAAACCUUUAAAUUUGGCGGUCACUUAAAAUUGGAUCUCCAAGUCAAUGAUCCUAAAGUGGAUUCCAUUUGGUUAAACUCUUUGGAUAUCGAUUUGCACUCUGCUGCCUUGACUGACGGGACUAAGGCAACCGAAGUUAAACAUGACAAUGAUGAACAAGUCACUGAAUUUAAGUUCCCAGCGGGUACCAUAGCCAAGAAUGGUGAAAAGGUAACUUUGGAGAUCAGUUUCACCGGUGAAUUGAAUGAUUACAUGGCAGGGUUUUACAGAGCUAAAUACGAGGAUAAAUUGACUGGAGAGACCAAAUACAUGGCAACUACACAAAUGGAAGCUACUGACGCUCGUAGAGCUUUCCCCUGUUACGAUGAACCAAAUAGAAAGGCAACUUUUGACAUUACUUUAGUCUCUGAACCACAUCUAACCCAUUUGUCAAAUAUGGAUGUGAAGAAAGAAAGUGUGGAAGAUGGUAAAAAAGUUACUAGCUUUAACACUACCCCUAAGAUGUCUACUUAUUUAGUGGCAUUUAUUGUGGCAGAACUGAAAUAUGUGGAGAACAACGAUUUCCGUAUUCCCGUUAGAUGUUAUGCUACUCCAGGUUACGAACAUCACGGUCAAUUUGCCGCUGAUUUGACCGCUAAAACAUUGGCAUUUUUUGAAAAGACUUUUAAUAUUAAGUACCCAUUGCCCAAGAUGGAUAAUGUUGCAGUGCAUGAGUUUGCUGCAGGUGCGAUGGAGAAUUGGGGACUUGUUACAUAUAGAGUUGUUGACGUUCUUUUGGAUAAGGAAAAUUCCACAUUGGACCGUAUUCAAAGAGUGGCCGAAGUUAUACAACACGAAUUAGCUCACCAAUGGUUUGGUAAUUUAGUUACCAUGGAUUGGUGGGAAGGUCUUUGGUUAAAUGAAGGUUUUGCCACAUGGAUGUCCUGGUACUCUUGUAACGAGUUUGAACCAGAAUGGAAAGUAUGGGAAGAAUACGUGGCUGACACUUUACAAAAUGCAUUGGCGUUAGACUCGCUUCGUUCUUCGCAUCCAAUUGAAGUUCCUGUGAAACGUGCUGACGAAAUUAACCAAAUUUUCGACGCUAUUUCCUAUUCUAAAGGUUCUUCUGUUUUAAGAAUGGUUUCCAAAUGGUUAGGUGAAGAUGUUUUCAUCCAAGGUGUUUCAAAAUACUUACAAAAAUUCAAAUUCUCAAAUGCUCGUACUGGUGAUCUAUGGGAUUCGUUAUCUGAGGCUUCAGGUAAAGAUGUCCGUAAAGUCAUGGAUAUUUGGACUGGUAAAGUGGGCUACCCUGUAAUUAGUGUUAAAGAAGAUGGUAAAAAAAUCACCUUUACCCAAAACCGUUACUUGUCCACUGGUGAUUUGAAACCUGAAGAAGAUGAAACUUUGUAUCCAGUUUUCCUUACCCUAGCUACAAACCAAGGUGUGGAUAGCUCUUUAGUGUUGGACCAGAGAUCUAAGUCCAUUGAGUUGCAAGAUCCAAGCUUUUUCAAAACUAAUUCCGCUCAAUCAGGUAUUUACAUCACUUCUUACUCAGAUGAAAGAUGGGCCAAAUUUGGCCAACAGGCUAACCUUUUGUCUGUGGAAGAUCGUGUUGGUUUAGUUGCUGAUUCAAAGGCGCUUUCAGCUUCCGGUUAUACAUCUACUAAAAACUUCUUGAACCUAGUCUCUCAAUGGGACAAGGAGCAAUCCUUUGUCGUUUGGGAGCAGAUUUUAGCUAGUUUGUCCUCUUUGAAGGCUGCUUGGACUUUUGAGCCACAAGAGACUAAAGAAGCUCUAAACAAUUUCACCAGAAAAUUGGUAUCCUCCAAGGCUCACAAUUUAGGUUGGGAAUUCUCUUCCAGUGAUUCCUUUGCUACCCAACGUUUGAAGGUUGCCAUGUUUGGUGCAGCUGCUGGUGCAAGGGACACUGAAGUGGAAAAAUCCGCCCUGGAUAUGUUUACCAAGUAUGCCGCUGGUGAUAAACAUGCUAUCCCUGCACUAAUCAAACCAAUUGUGUUCAGUGCUGCUGCUAGAGCAGGUGGUGUGGAUAACUACGAAAAGAUUUUACACAUCUACAAGAAUCCAACUUCUACUGAUGAAAAAUUAGCAGCUUUGAGAACUUUGGGUAGAUUUGAAGAUGCUAAAUUGUUGGAGAGAACCCUUGGAUACUUGACUGAUGGCACUGUAUUGAACCAAGAUAUCUAUAUCCCCAUGCAAGGUAUGAGAACUCACAAACAAGGUAUUGAAACUUUGUGGUCAUGGUUACAAACCAACUGGGAGGAUAUUUCUAAAAGAUUACCACCUGGAAUGUCGAUGUUGGGUUCUGUGGUUAUUAUCAGCACUUCUGCGUUUACUUCCUUGGAAGUCAUCGAUCAAAUCAAGAAGUUCUUCAGCGACAAGUCCACAAAAGGUUUCGAUCAAUCAUUAGCCCAAUCCUUAGAUACUAUUGUCUCUAAGGCCAAGUGGGUUAACAGGGACCGUGAAGUUGUUAAAGACUAUUUGAAAGAACACGGUUACUUUUAA